AUGUCUCAACAGUCCAUGGCUCAAAAGUCUUUGACUCAACAGUCUAUGACUCAACAGACCAUAAAUCAACUGUCCAUGUCUCAACAGUCCAUGGCUCAACAGUCCCUAACUCAACAGUCCAUGACUCAACAGUCCAUGAAUCAACCGUCCAUGUCUCAACAAUCCAUAACUCAACAGUCCAUGGCUCAAAAGUUCAUGAAUCAACAGUCCAUGGCUCAACAGUCCGUGACUCAACAGUCCGUGACUCAACAGUCCAUGGCUCAACAUUCCAUGACUCAACAGUCUAUGGCUCAACAGCUCAUGUCUCAACAGUCCAUGUCCCAGCAGUCUUUACUUCAGCUUGGCCAGGACUGGAACAAAUGGGAUGCAUAUAGCCCUUGGGGGAUCCAUAGUUCCUCACCUCUCAGAUGUGGCAUUCAUCACCUGCAUAUUUACCCUCCCCUGUUGUUUGAAGUUUGA
This is a messenger RNA of Candidula unifasciata, 459 nucleotides long. The record is from the annotation of a GenBank genome assembly. Lineage: Eukaryota; Metazoa; Mollusca; Gastropoda; Stylommatophora; Geomitridae.